This is a messenger RNA of Trichoplusia ni (cabbage looper), 3372 nucleotides long. RefSeq names its product AP-3 complex subunit delta (gene garnet). The record is from RefSeq and is a predicted model, not a curated record. NCBI's taxonomy places the organism in Eukaryota, Metazoa, Arthropoda, Insecta, Lepidoptera, Noctuidae. The coding region runs from base 139 to 3138 and encodes 999 amino acids. The transcript is spliced from 19 exons. Gene Ontology annotation, biological process: synaptic vesicle membrane organization; protein targeting to vacuole; Golgi to vacuole transport. Gene Ontology annotation, cellular component: AP-3 adaptor complex; membrane coat; terminal bouton.
GUUGUCAAUUUCUUGACGUAGACGUAGUUGCUUACGAGUUUUUCAAUUUUGUAAUUUUGUUGACAUGUUUCUUUAGUUUUACUUAAUUUAAUUGAUAACAGAAUCUUAAUUAAUGGUCACGGAAGAUAGUCCAGCAUCAUGGCUUUGAAAAAAGUCAAAGGAAACUUUGAAAGGAUGUUCGAUAAAAAUCUGACGGAUUUAGUCCGAGGAAUCAGAAAUAACAAAGAUAAUGAGUCAAAGUAUAUAGCACAAUGCAUGGAAGAAAUAAAAGUAGAACUGCGUCAGGACAACAUAGCAGUCAAAGCUAACGCCGUUGCCAAGUUGACAUAUCUCCAAAUGUUGGGAUAUGACAUAUCCUGGGCGAUAUUCAACAUAAUAGAGGUGAUGAGCUCCAAUAAGUUUACUUACAAGCGCAUUGGAUACUUAGCGGCCAGUCAGUCAUUUCAUGCAGAUUCUGAACUAUUAAUGCUCACUACUAAUAUGAUUAGGAAGGAUCUCAAUGCACAGAACCAGUAUGAGGCGGGGCUGGCUCUCUCUGGCCUCAGCUGUUUCAUAUCGCAUGACCUAGCCAGAGACUUGGCUAAUGAUAUCAUGACUUUGAUGAGUUCAACUAAACCAUAUUUAAGAAUGAAAGCAGUUCUAAUGAUGUACAAGGUAUUUCUAAGAUAUCCAGAGGCACUAAGACCUGCAUUCCCAAAAUUAAAAGAGAAACUAGAAGAUCCUGAUCCAGGAGUACAAUCAGCUGCUGUAAAUGUGGUGUGUGAGUUAGCCAGGAAGAAUCCUAAGAACUACCUCUCAUUAGCUCCAGUAUUUUUCAAGCUGAUGACAACAUCCACCAACAAUUGGAUGUUGAUUAAAAUUAUCAAAUUGUUUGGUGCCUUAACCCCAUUAGAGCCUCGACUUGGCAAGAAACUGAUAGAACCGUUAACUAACUUAAUACAUAGUACGUCUGCGAUGUCGUUACUGUACGAGUGCAUCAACACGGUGAUUGCCGUGCUGAUCAGUAUCAGCAGCGGGAUGCCGGGCCACGCCGCCUCCGUGCAACUCUGUGUCCAGAAACUUAGAAUACUCAUUGAGGACAGUGACCAAAACUUGAAAUACCUCGGUCUGUUGGCAAUGUCAAGAAUUCUCAAAUCCCACCCGAAAUCAGUGCAAGCCCACAAAGAUCUUGUCCUGGCUUGCCUCGACGACAAAGAUGAGUCAAUCAGGCUGAGGGCAUUGGGCUUGUUAUACGGAAUGGUAUCUAAAAAGAACUUGAUGGAGAUUGUAAAGAAGUUGAUGGUGCACAUGGACCGCGCCGAAGGCACGCUCUACCGCGACGAGCUGCUGACCCGCAUAAUUGAGAUAUGCUCUCAGAACAACUACCAGCAUGUCGUUGACUUCGAGUGGUACGUCACCGUGUUGGCUGAGCUCACCGAGAUGGAGACCAGCGCUAAACACGGUCGCAUCGUGGCGGCGCAGCUGACGGAGGUGGGCGCGCGCGUGGCGGAGGUGCGCGAGUUCGCGGCGCGGGAGUGCGCGGCGCUGGUGGCGCGCGCCGCCGCGGCCCCGCCCGGGCCCGCCUCCAAGGAGGUGCUGUACGCCGCCGCCUUCGUGCUCGCCGAGUACUGCCGCGAGGAGUCGGUGAUGCGUUCGUCGGUGUGUGCGUUGCUGCAGUGCGGCGGCAUCUCGGGCGGCAGCGUGCGCGCGCGAGCUGUGUGCGUGCACGCCGCGCUCAAGCUGGCCGCCAACCUGCUGCAGCUGUACGAGGCCAGGAACGACAAGGACGCCGCCAUCGAUGUGAUCCGCGAGGCCCUGUCGGGCCUGCGUCCGCUGCUGUGCAGUGAGGACAUGGAGGUGCAGGAGCGCGCGCACAACGCGGCGGCGCUGCUGGCGCUCGUGCUGCAGCGGCUCAGCCCCGCCGACGCCGCGCUCACGGAGCACGCUGAACACACGCCCAGGGACGAUGCCAUACUAGUCGAGCACGACCAGAGCAACAAUGCAGAGACGGUUGAAAAUAUUGAAGAUCUGAAUGGAGAAAGUUCUGCGCAAGGAUUUAGCGGCGGCUUGAUCGAGGAACUCGCGGAACUCUUCGAAGGAGAACUAAAACCUGUCGCACCCAAGGCACAGAAGAAAGUGCCGAUGCCUGCAGACUUGAACCUAGAUCAGUGGCUGUGCCAGUCGCGCUGGUCGUCGGACAGCUCUAGCUCGGAGGGUGAGCCCGAGGCCGCGGUGUUCGCGCCGCCGCCGCGAGACCCCCGACCUACCGCGCAGUUCACGCCGGAAGAACUAGCCAUGUUGAGAGAAGCUCGAAGGCAGGAGCAAGCGAACAACCCGCACUACUUGAAGGACGACUCGCCGCGGUCGUAUCAGCAGGACGACGUGCCCAUCGCAGAGAUAGCACUCGAAGUGCCACUGCAAGUUCAUACUAAGAGAUCUGAUAAAUACUUAAUAUCACGAGAAAGUUCCAACAAGAAGAAAAAAGAGAAGAGGACUUCGAAGAAACGAAAAAGCAAAAAAGAUAACAAACCUUCUAGUGACUCAGACAGUGAGGAGGAGGCCCACAUCAGCCGGCCGGCCGUGGCGGAGGGCGGCGAGCUGCCGGAGGGCGCCGCGCUGUCGGACGACGAGCCGCCGCCGCCACGGGACGACCCGCACCGCGCGCUGGACCUCGACCUCGACCAACCACUGCGUGAAGAAGAGCUGCUUACAUCGAGGAUACACCAGUACCCUUCGCCCGAAAGUGGCCUGCUGGAGAAAAAGACAAAAAUAUCUAAGUCGAAGACCAAAUCCACCGACAAAGAUGCUGCCGACAAACCGUCCAAGAAGAGGAAGGAAAAGAAAUCUAAGCAAAAGACAGUAGACUUAAUGUUACCAGAAGUAACCCAGAUUGAUGUUGAAGAGGGUUUACUGAUCGAUGACGUAAGCAAGACGAAUGGCAAAAACACUUCGAAAGGCAGCGACGGCGCGGAUGAUGAAAUGACACUUGUUGAACCCCAUGCAAAAGGGAAGAAGACUGAAAAACAUAAGAAAUCUAAAAAAGAAUCUAAAGAUAAAGAGUCCAAGAGGAAUAAAUCGUCCAAAAAAGGCAAACACGAAAAGAAAACUGGAUAUGAAGAGGCAUUAGGUAUAUCCACGCCUAGCAAAGAAGUCAUAUAGUGUACAUAAUAAGGAAAUUGCUUAUUUUUCUUAAGUCACGCUACUCACGCUGUCUCAGUGCAAUUGUUAAUUUGAACAAUUUCAGAAUAUUUUUUAAUGAUGAUUAGUUCUACAUCCAAUAUAUUAGUUAUUAACUCUAUUCAUAUUUCAAAGUGAACUAUGUCCAUUUAUAUGAAUAUAUAAUAUUUCAAUAAGUCUAUAUAGUAACAAAUAAAAAGUUAAAUAUAUUAAUCA